Sporothrix schenckii 1099-18 is the source of this 522-nucleotide messenger RNA. RefSeq names its product acyl-CoA thioester hydrolase. NCBI's taxonomy places the organism in Eukaryota, Fungi, Ascomycota, Sordariomycetes, Ophiostomatales, Ophiostomataceae. Gene Ontology annotation, cellular component: mitochondrion. Gene Ontology annotation, molecular function: fatty acyl-CoA hydrolase activity. The record is from RefSeq and is a predicted model, not a curated record. The coding region runs from base 1 to 522 and encodes 173 amino acids. The transcript has 2 exons.
AUGCCUUCGCUAGCCCUCCUCAAGUCCCGCAAACGCGAAGACUAUCCUUUUAUUCUCGAUUACCGUACACGAUGGGCCGACAAUGAUAUGUACGCGCACAUGAACAACAGCAUCUACAACUUCCUCUUCGACUCAGUUGUCAACACAUAUCUCAUCCGCCACUGUGGUGGCUUCGAUCCAGCUCGCCGUACGCCUCAGUACGGCAUGGUAGUCCACUCACACACUGACUACUUUGCAUCCAUAUCUUUCCCCGAUGUUGCCGAGCUUGGCCUUCGUGUUAAGAAGCUCGGCCAGUCUAGUGUCCACUAUGAAAUCGGACUUUUUGCCCAGGGCCAGCCCGGCGUCCGCGCAGUUGGUGUUUUCGUGCAGGUGUUCGUCGACGCAGCCACAGACCGGCCCAACCCCAAGACAGGUAUGCACCCAUCAUUGCGUGAGGGGCUAGAGCGCAUCAUCGCGCGGCUCCCUGGCGACGAUGAAGUAGAAGAAAAGCCGAAGGGCAUGGCUGGAAGUAGCAAAAUAUGA